AUGGCUCCUGGUCACAUGAACAUCUACCAAGCUGGCAGUUCUCAAGAAAAUACGCAAGUCCUGCCGAAAAGCCAACCCGUGACGAGCAUACCUGGACUAAGCGGGACACCAGCAAAGCCGUUAGAAGAUGGCGGGGUCAGCGAGGAUGGGGAGCUCGAGGAUGUCUAUGAACCGAUGGAAACUAAACAAGAUGCGGCUGGUACAAGUCAAACACACCAGCAAAGACAAGUCGGGUACGAACCAGUCGACGGCCGCGAACGGUCAGGUACUUAUUGUAAUCACGCUGUGCAAGCUGUGUCGUAUCGUCUCUUAACUAAUGCGACAGGCGAUAAACUUAUCGCGAGCGAGGUGGCAUCGUCAGCGCCUAUCGAUGUACGGGAUGUUCUGCCUCCCACGCCCAGUCAAACCAAGUCCAUGAAUCAUUCGGAUUUGGAAGCGUCUAAGAAGCAGGCAAAGGAUGCUAUUCUUCGAUUAUGGCCACUAAAUAUAAGAUUCAACAACUACGUUUCGGAAGGUGUUGACGAAGCGCUUCUCAAAUCGCUCUUCAAGGACUUAGGUCUCAAUUUCACCGAGGCCACCAGGAUGACGUCAGAGCCAGAAGAGAAGGAGUCUGCAACUUCAGAUGGGACGAGUAUUUCAAAAGCGCUGGCUGUCGAAACUACGAAGCCCGUGCUUGCAAAACCCAAGUCUGCUGUCGUUGACGCCUCUGAGUCACGGAAAGAUCGAAUCGCCCGUCUACUCGCUGCAAAGGGCUCAAAACAAGGCACUGCACCUGCGCCAUUACCGGCAGACGACGCAGUUGCUCCAAAAAGCGCCAAGGCGGUGGCUACAGACGUCAAGCCAACCCUGACACAGUCAGAAAAGUCUAAGUUGCUACAGCAGAAAAUGGAGGCUCUCAAAAAGGCGCGAGAAGCCCUCAAGCAACUAAAGCCCACUCCGGUAGACGAUAAGAAUGGUUUCAGUAAGGGCGAUUCGACACUUGAAGCAUUCUUCAAGACUACGAGCCACGACGGAUCUAACGCUCCGCGGAACGAUGCUUCAGCGACUGUUAUUCCAGGGCUGUCAUGGUCACCGAGUAAGCAAGCCACCUCGCCACCUCAGACUAUGCAGCAACCCACCACGACUCUCCAGGCCGUCGAUCCGAGCCAGCCUCGACCAGCCCCAGCAUUUGAUCAGAACACGGAAUCUCGACCAUUUUUGAUCAACGUCAGUGAAGCGGAAGAGGAAGAGGACGGGGAUGAGGAAAUGGAACUUGAUUCUCCAAGUCGGCCAGAGACUCCUUCGGGUAUGCCUAACCCCCCACACCAACAGGAUGCUGUGCUGCGAGACGUACAAGCCAUACCUGACUUCUCCAUACCGCGACAAUUGAGAAGCCCUGCAUCGGCCUCAACGCCACUGAGGAGCGCCAGCAGGAAUAAUGGCAGCGACUUGGAAAGUAUGAAUAAGCAAAUAGAAGAGAUGAAGAGAAAGAUUGCCGAGGCCGAGGCUCGUAAGAAGGCCAAGAAUUCACGGCAAGGCUCUCCGGUACUCUCUCCGCUGAAUGACAGUUCUUUUGAGGAUGGGUGCGACACGACCGGUCGACCGGUAGCACCUCCACGGUUCUACGGCGAGCUGGGUCAUGAGGCGAGGACAGCUCUGGGGACAAGUUUAGAACAGCGCUCGCGCUCUCGUGCCGCCAGCGAACGCUUGCCGUUGAUUGAAGCUCGACGCAGAAAACAACGACUGAAGCUAAAAGCUCUUCAGUCCGAAAUCGCGAGGAUCGAACAAGAGUUAGAAGAGGAUAUGCUUGAAGAAGAAAGGCUAAAGGGUGAAAUUUUAAGCUCAGACUCGGACAACGAGAUGGACACCUCUGCUCCUGUUGAUCUAUCUGACUCCGAUGAAAGCGAACACCCAGCGGCCAGAUCAAGCGAGCAAGAUCAAGCUCCGGAACAACCUGAUGAUGUACCAGAUGUUGAUGACGAAGCUUCUUUCCCAUCCCGUGACUUGCCUCCCGCGGGUAAAUCCAGCGCUGGCGUGGCUGCACCAAACUUGAGCAAUGAGGACAUUAUGAGCACAACAAUUCUGCCUGAAUCAAACAAAAUGAAUACCGAGACGUUCCCAGCAAACAAUGAGCUGGUCCCGAACGUUCCUCAAUCCUCCUCCUUGCAUUCUGACAGCGCCGAGGAUGUCGAUAUGGAAGAUGCGGGCUACUCAGCGGACGAAGACGUCGAAGAGAAUUCUGAGGGAGAUUAUGAGCCUCCAGAGGCAAAUUCGUCUGCAGUGGCGAGCAACUAUGGCUUCUUGGAGCAAGACAGUGCUAUGCUAUCCCAGACUGAGGAAGUUGUGGAAGCUAGCCCGGUGACAUUAGGUGCCACCGCUGCGUUCCCGGGCGGCCCUGCCUUGCCAGAGCCAGGGUCGGCAAAUGAAGACGGCAAGCUUACCGCUCCAAAGACGAGCUUCGUUCCGUACGAAACACCUCUGCAGUACUUCCGUGCUUAUCGAUUCCACCCCUCGUUUAAUCAGGAUGUGGCCGGUGGAUUGCGGUCGAUAACGUACAGUAACAAGAUUGAUGUCAAGAAGGAACUUUGCCCUGAUGAGUUGGCUGGACAGCAAUGUCCCAGGGGAAGCCAAUGCGAGUUUCAACACUUUGAGACGAUGCAAGCUCCCGAUGACCAGAUCCUGCUUCAGCUAGGAGCAGCGGACCAUUACGACGAGGAGCAGAAGCAGAAGUACAUUGCUGGUCUGAAACAGCUCCUUACCGACUUCCGAGCCCGUAAAGUCAAAGACUUCAACACGAUUAGCCAAGGUAUCGUCGAAUUCCGGGCCAGAUUUAUUGGAGAUGGGACCAAGAUUCUACCAUUGGGUAGCAUCAGCCUGUAG
Molecule: messenger RNA, 2859 nt
Organism: Metarhizium brunneum ARSEF 3297
Lineage: Eukaryota; Fungi; Ascomycota; Sordariomycetes; Hypocreales; Clavicipitaceae
Source: RefSeq, a predicted model, not a curated record